AUGGGAAGUGUGAACGUGACGGAAUCAGGACGUGAAUGCCUGUUCUGGAGAUCCUAUUCCGACGACACGGAGGGCGACUUAUUGUCUCCCGACCCCACCGGAAUGCCUCCAAUCAACACUACAAAGGAACAUUUCUUCCUCAAUCAGAACAGUGUGAUUCACCAUAACUACUGUCGGAAUCCGUACAGGAGGGAGAGACCUUGGUGCUUCGUCUCGGAUAAUGUCGUCCAAUGGGAAUACUGCUAUAUUCCAAUGUGCACCGACCACAUCCCACCGGCGUGCAAGUUGACUGAGCUGGGCGGGGAAUACGUAGGAAGGAGGAACGUGACGAUGAUGGGCCGACCAUGUCUUCCUUGGAGAAGCACCGAUCAGACUGAUUUCUCCACGUUCCCGGAUUCCCAUGAUGUCAACGCCGAUCACAACUUCUGUCGCAACAAUUGGAUUCCAGGGAGUCGAGUUGCUCCCUGGUGUUUCAUCGAGGCUGGGAGUUCUUCGAAAUGGGAAUAUUGCGCUGUGGGCUUCUGUGAGCGCCGUGUUGAAGUUGGAGCGGUGGGGCAUGUGUAUCCUGAAUGCCGACUGUCAGAGAAGGGGAUCGAAUACGUGGGAAGGCAGAACGAGACUGCGACUGGGAAAGCUUGCCUAAAAUGGGAAAACGUCCUCUUCAACCAGUCUCUUUGGGACCUCACUCACCCGUAUUUCAUUAUUGACUACUAUGACUUGAAAAAUUCUAUAAACAUGGACAAUUACUGCCGGAACUUUGGGCGCUGGAAGCGGCCAUGGUGCCUGGUUUCUGACUACACAUCGUGGGAAUACUGUGACAUCCCAUUCUGCCACGACCCGAAUCCACCGGAAUGCAAGUUGAGCCGACCCGGAGGGGAAUAUGUGGGGAAGCUGAACAUGACGAUAUCGGGAUACCCAUGCAAGCCUUGGCUGAGCAUGUGUCCAGGAGACAUAGAAUUUUGCAAGGAUUUGCAUAUCGGAUUUGCAGACGAGCUCGAUGGCCCAAGUGAGUGCCAACUGGACAGAACUGGGAAGGAAUACAUUGGGACAAAAAACAAGACCAAGAAGGGAUUCCAGUGCCAGCCAUGGUUGAGCAAUUCACCCAACAGCCAACUCAUCGCAAUCGAUUAUCACGACAAGGAUCUUUAUGAUGGCGAGAAACUCCAGAGAGGGUAUAUGUACACGAAUGCAUGGACAUUUCCCGAUGACUUGUACCCACAGCACAAUUACUGUCGCAACCCGAAUGGAGAUGAAGCUGUUUGGUGCUACAAAGCUUCUGGGGAAGGAAGGGACUACUGCGAAGUACCCGAAUGUCCUUAA
Darwinula stevensoni is the source of this 1320-nucleotide messenger RNA. Lineage: Eukaryota; Metazoa; Arthropoda; Ostracoda; Podocopida; Darwinulidae. The record is from the annotation of a GenBank genome assembly.